This is a messenger RNA of Eufriesea mexicana, 978 nucleotides long. It is a transcript of the gene Coq3, whose product is annotated as ubiquinone biosynthesis protein COQ3, mitochondrial. NCBI's taxonomy places the organism in Eukaryota, Metazoa, Arthropoda, Insecta, Hymenoptera, Apidae. Gene Ontology annotation, biological process: ubiquinone biosynthetic process. The record is from RefSeq and is a predicted model, not a curated record. Gene Ontology annotation, molecular function: 3-demethylubiquinol 3-O-methyltransferase activity; polyprenyldihydroxybenzoate methyltransferase activity. Bases 101 to 958 code for a protein of 285 amino acids. The transcript is spliced from 5 exons. Gene Ontology annotation, cellular component: mitochondrion.
UCGAUAUGUGAUAUAUCUCAUUUGUUUUUUCAUAUGAUCGAAAAUUUUGAUUAUAUCAAAAAAUUUAUAAUUGUAGUUAAAGAUUUUACACAAGAAAAUCAUGAGGACCAUUAAAAUUUUACACAUACGAUCCAUAUCUACGGGUACUACUUUUCGAAACCGGUUAACUGAACAAACUGAUCAAUUAACGAAAUCUACUUCAGUAAAAAGAUCCACAGUUGAUCUUGCAACAAUAGAUCUUCAUUCUAAAUUAAGCAACAAAUGGUGGGAUAUCAAUGGUGAAAUGCGUGCUUUACAUGCAUUAAAUCCUCUUAGGGUACAAUUUGUUCGAGAUGGUCUUGCAAAUACAGGAAUCAAAGCAGAAUGUCCUUAUUUACCAUUAGAAGGAAUCAAGAUUUUGGAUGUUGGGUGUGGCGGAGGAUUAUUAUCAGAACCUUUAGCCAGAAUAGGAGCAGAUGUAACUGCAAUUGAUGCUUCUUCAGACUUAAUAACAACAGCAAAAGAACAUGCUAUGUUAGAUCCUAGUUUAGAUGGGAAGUUAAAUUAUAUUCAAACAGUCAUUGAAGAUUUUUCCCCAAAUAAUAAAGAAGUAUACAAUGCCGUAGUGGCUUCAGAAGUUAUAGAACAUGUAAAUGAUAAGGAAUUAUUUUUAAAGUGUUGUAUAAAUUCUUUAAAACCUGGUGGUUCAAUAUUUCUUACAACAUUAAAUAGAACAUUGCCUUCAUGGCUGGGAGGCAUAAUUGCUGCUGAACAUGUUUUAAAAUUAGUACCAAAAGGGACUCAUGAUUGGAAUAAAUUUGUUAGUCCNNNNGAAAUUCAGUCUCUAUUAGAACUAUAUGGUUGCAAGACAAAAUUGAUUCAUGGAAUGUUUUACAACCCUCUAAAAAAUGAAUGGUUUUGGAUGACUUCGACAGCAAUAAAUUACGCAGUUCACGCGGUAAAAAGAAAAAGACAAUAAUAAGUAACAUAUUUUACUAU